UUGUAACAGAAAAAUCAAGCAUGUUCCAAGAGAACUCUGCACUUUGCACUUUGGUGAAAGUCUCCUUUAGACUUAAAUUUCUAAGUCUUUUUUAAGAAAUUAAGUUUCUUGAACCUCUCCCAAAUUGCAGAAAUCAGAUACAACUACUUGACAAAAUGACUUCUUACCGUGUUUCUGAAGAUACUAUAAAAAAGGUUGCUAUCUUCGGAGGAACUCAUGGCAAUGAACUAACAGGGGUAUAUCUAGUUAAGCACUGGCUAGAGAAUGGUGCUGAGAUUCAGAGAACAGGACUGGAAGUAAAGCCGUUUAUUACCAACCCAAGAGCAGUGAAGAAGUGUACCAGAUACAUUGAUUGUGACCUGAAUCGAGUUUUUGACCUUGAAAAUCUUGGCAAAGAAAUGUUAGAGGAUUUGCCAUAUGAAGUAAGAAGGGCUCAAGAAAUAAAUCAUUUAUUUGGUCCAAAAGACAGUGAAGAUUUCUGCGACAUCAUUUUUGACCUUCACAACACUACUGCUAACAUGGGGUGCACUCUUAUUCUUGAAGACUCCAGGAAUAACUUUUUAAUUCAGAUGUUUCAUUAUAUUAAGACUUCUUUGGCUCCAUUACCCUGCUAUGUUUAUCUUACUGAGCAUCCUUCCCUCAAAUAUGCAACCACGCGUUCUAUAGCCAAGUAUCCUGUUGGUAUAGAAGUUGGUCCUCAGCCUCAAGGGGUUCUGAGAGCUGAUAUUUUGGAUCAGAUGAGAAAAAUCAUUAAGCACGCUCUUGAUUUUAUACAGAAGUUCAAUACAGGAAAAGAAUUUCCUCCAUGUGCUAUCGAAGUCUAUAAGAUAAUAGAGAAAGUUGAUUAUCCCAGGAAUGAAAAUGGAGAAAUUAUUGCUGUUAUCCACCCUAAUCUGCAGGAUCAAGAUUGGAAACCAUUGCGCCCUGGGGAUCCCGUGUUUUUAACGCUUGAUGGAAAGACUAUUCCAUUGGGUGGAGACUGUAUCGUGUACCCAGUGUUUGUAAACGAGGCUGCAUAUUAUGAAAAGAAAGAAGCUUUUGCAAAAACAACUAAAUUAACACUCAACGCAAAGAGUAUUCACUCCACUUUACGCUAAUGGUGCCGAUUUUGCUAUUUUUAAGUGCUUAGCUAUUUGUAUUUGAGUGAUAUAUUCAUUACUCGACCUGCAUUAGAAAUCACUUUACAUUAGAAAUCACUUCUAGUUCAUGACUAUGCAAUAUUUUGUAAAGCUCUACCAGUUUGUAAGCUCCAGAAGAGCAGGACUGAGCCUUCCUUAUUCAACUCGAUAACUGUAACACCUCGCUCAGUGCCUUAGGACACUUAACUAAGUUUCUGAAAGAAAGAAAGAAAUUAAUGAAUGUUCUAAAGAAAAAAUGAUUUAUGUGGAUUAUGCAAGGAAAUGUAUCUCAUUUCUUUAUUGUUUUUUGUACAUCAUGUUUUGAUAGAUUAACAUUCUCAAUAGUCCUUAAAUCUAAAUUAGAUUUUUAAUUGAAAUACUUUAUGUAAAAAAUUAUUAAUUUCACCAUAAAAAUAGAUAAUGGAUGUUUUCAAGUCAUGUACAGAUGACUAGAUGCUAAUGGUGCAGGUUUUGCUAUUUUUAAAUGCUUAGCUAUUUUAUAUUUGAGUGAUAAUAUAUUCAUUACUCAAUCUACAAGCUUUAUUAAUAGUUGUGAGAUUAAUAGAUUUGAAAAUGCUCUUUAGAAGAUGAAAUGUGAAUUUACAAAAUGAAGACUGACUCUAAGGCAGCAUUAUGAAUAAGUCAGUAAACUCUAAAUGCUCCAUUUGUCACACAGAGCGCCUCUCCUCUGGCAUGUGCACUUGUUUCUAACAUUUUUUAUCCUUAAAGUUCCUUCCCAACUUGGGAGAGCUAAGAGGAAGAUGUUAAUCAAAUAAGCUGUCUUUGUUUUCUUUACAAUAUUUUUUAAUAGAAAGAAGCAAGACCAAAGCACUACAUCACUUCAUGCAGUGCCAGAGAUCAAGUUCAGGGCCUUGUGCAUGAAAGCCAUGUGCUCUACCACUGGGCCACCUCUCAGACUCUUUCUACUGGAGUGAACUCCAUUAAGAUCAUUUUUUAUUACAUAUUCAAUACACAGCAUAACAAAACUGUGUAUAAAUCUCUCAGCAUUUAUUUCUGAAUUUUAUCAAAAUUAUUUUCACUGGAGUAAUAUCAUUCUAAAAUCUGUAGUAACUGUAUAAUUUAUCAAUUUUUAUGCAUAGCAAGUCUUACCAAACUUUCUUACAAAUGAUCGAUCCUCUUGUGUUUCAAUUUUUCUAAUCCAAUUUUUUCAAACAUAUGUUUUCAUAAAAAUACUUUGUUCUUCCAUCAAAUUUCAAUUACUCACAAAAUUUAUAAUGUGCAAUUUAGACCAAUUUUGGUUUGUUUGUUGUUUAAGUCUAAUUUUAUCCAACUUGAUAUCUAUAGUCUUCAGAGUUCUAAUAAGAUGAAAUUGUUAAUAAAAAAUGUAUAACAUU
Messenger RNA from Erinaceus europaeus (western European hedgehog), 2473 nucleotides. RefSeq names its product aspartoacylase (gene ASPA). The transcript has 6 exons. Lineage: Eukaryota; Metazoa; Chordata; Mammalia; Eulipotyphla; Erinaceidae. Bases 156 to 1097 code for a protein of 313 amino acids. Gene Ontology annotation, molecular function: hydrolase activity, acting on ester bonds; hydrolase activity, acting on carbon-nitrogen (but not peptide) bonds, in linear amides. The record is from RefSeq and is a predicted model, not a curated record.